Molecule: messenger RNA, 4387 nt
Organism: Rhopalosiphum maidis (corn leaf aphid)
Lineage: Eukaryota; Metazoa; Arthropoda; Insecta; Hemiptera; Aphididae
Gene: robo1
Product: roundabout homolog 2
Exons: 19
Coding region: 329-4270 (1313 amino acids)
Biological process (GO): cell-cell adhesion
Molecular function (GO): protein binding
Source: RefSeq, a predicted model, not a curated record
GGUCGUUGUGCACGUACUGUUCGUCCGUACUCGUGCCGUGUGUUUUACGUGUGUGUGUGUCGUGUGGUUAAAUCUAUUUGUUUUUUAAUAGAUUUUCCCGAAACGUUUUCGCGUGCGUUGUUCGUUCGCGUCUAUCCUAAACAUGUUUCGGUGUCGUUAUCGCGCCCGAGUAUUGACUUUCGGAGAAUAAUUACAAUAUUUCGUGUCGCGAUCGGUGGUGGUUUUGAUUUAAAAUUUUUUUUGGAUUUACGUACUUUUUUCCAGUUUUACCCGCUGCCGUCGUUUUAUCAUACCCUCCCCCCAGUGCGCGAAGGUUAGGGUAGAAAAUAUGAAAACCUCCCGGCGACGGGAAUUUUGCCGGCCUGUGCUGCUGAUGCUGCUGUUAGCGUUCAUAUCGGUCGACGACGUUACAGGACAAUAUAGAAAACCUAGAAUCACCGAGCAUCCUACGGAUAUAACUGUACCGAAAAAUGAGCCGAUCACUUUGGGGUGUAAGGCUGAAGGCCGACCAGAGCCGACAAUCGAAUGGUAUAAAGACGGCGAAUUGUUAAAAAUCCCACCAAAUGGUGUGGCGGCUGGUGGAGGUGGUGAUAAUGGAGCUAGGUCUUCGCAGAAAGUGAUCCUAUCAGACGGUUCUUUAUUUUUCUUGCGAGUGGCGCACAAUAAAAAGGAACAAGACAGUGGCGUUUAUUGGUGUGUUGCUAAAAACGUAGCUGGUAUAGAAGUAAGCCGAAACGCAACUCUUCAAGUAGCAGUGCUCAAAGACGAAUUCCGAGUGGAGCCAAAGGACACAAAAGUAGCUCAGGGACAAACGGCGCUCAUGGAGUGCAGUCCACCAAAAGGUCAUCCGGAUCCAAUGGUCGUUUGGAAGAAAGACAGAGAAGACGUGCACAUAGAUUCGAUGACAAGGAUGCGAAUCGUAGACGGCGGCAAUCUGAUGAUUACAGACGUCAAACAAGAUGACGGCGGUGAAUAUCUUUGCGUGGCACAAAACAUCGUAGGAAAAAAGGAAAGUACGCCGGCCAAACUCACUGUAAAUGUGAAACCGUUCAUAAGUUCUGAACCCAAAGAUGUAACAGUGCACACCGGACAGACUGCUGAGUUCGAAUGCAAGGUGGGUGGUGAUCCAAAACCAAACAUCUACUGGGAACGCGAUGGUAAUAAAAUGCCUUUCGGCCGAGCCCAAAUAUUGGACAACAAAUCACUGCGGAUCAUUAAUGUGAUAGCACAAGACGAAGGACUCUACGUUUGUAACGCUGAAAAUGACGUGGGUUCCGAGAAGGCCAAAGCUUCAUUAACCGUGCACUCCCCGCCGACAUUUGUGACCAGACCCAAAGACCAAAAAGUGGGCCUCAACGGAAUUGCAAAUUUCGACUGCGUGGCCCAAGGCAACCCGCCGCCAUCUGUGUUUUGGUCGCGUGAAGGGUCCCAGGUGCUGAUGUUCCCUGGCAACGCGUACGGUCAUUUUCACGUGACUCAAGACGGAACGCUGCGUAUACAGGGAGCUCAAAAAGAAGACGCUGGUUUCCUAGUGUGUUCCGCGUUGUCUGUCGCUGGGUCAGUGACUUGGAGAGCGUUCUUGCAGGUCACUUCUGUGCAAGAUGUUCCUCCACCCGUCGUCGACAUCGGACCGACUAAUCAAACGUUGGCUACGAGAUCAGCUGCCACAUUACCAUGUCAGGCGUCCGGUAUACCAUUACCUACCAUAAAAUGGUAUAGAAACGGAAAUUAUUUAUCUCCAGAUGAUCCUAGAGUAACUAUUACAUCAUCGGGCACACUACAAAUAGACGAACUUGAAGUAUCUGAUUCUGGUCUGUACACGUGCACCGCUUCUUCGGAAAGCGGCGAGACUUCCUGGUCGGCAUCACUGAGCGUGGAAGAAUCCCCGGGCUCACGACUCCACCGCGCGCCUGACCCCGCCAUGUUUCCAGCGGCCCCAUCAGUGCCAACCAUAGUAAAUGUCACCAGAAACUCGGUUACAGUUACGUGGCACCCACCCACUCCACACCUUGGCGCUUCUCCGAUCAUCGGGUACACGCUUGAGUAUUACAGCUCAGACCUGCAAACCGGUUGGGUGGUCGCCGCACAUCGUAUAUCAACCAACACCAUGGUCGUUGAUAACCUAAAACCGGACACGUCAUACGUGUUUAUGGUAAGGGCUGAAAACUCGCAUGGCUUGAGUGUGCCAAGCGCGUUGUCCGCUAUGGUAAAAACCGGUGGAACCAAUACGAUUAUCACACAGCAGUCGCUAGAAGAAGCCCGAGAAAGGCUAGGUACUAAAGUUAUAGACUUCAAGGAACUAUAUCCGGUAUCAUCUACAUCAGUACGAGUAACGUGGGAGGUAUUGAGCAGUCCCGAAUGGGUAGAAGGUAUUCACGUAAGGUUCAGAGACUUAUCUGGUGGCUCUCAGACCUAUAACAUGAUGACAGUAAUGAUGAACAACGGUGAGCCUAAGUCGUACACACUGGCCAACCUCCGUAAGUAUAACAAGUACGAUUUCUUCUUGGUGCCGUUCUUUAAGACGGUCGAAGGUCAACCGUCGAACUCCAUGGUCGUCCAAACCAUCGACGAUGCUCCUUCUGCGGCUCCGGAAGACGUACAAACCGGUAUGGUUAACGCCACUACCGCGUUCAUACGGUGGUCGGCACCUCCACCGCAGCACAUCAACGGCGUACUGUUGGGUUAUAAAAUACAAGUGAAAAAUAACAACGCUACAAAGGCCACCGUACAAGAGCUGUUGAACUCGUCGACCACGACGAUUCUGCUCAACUUGACGGUGGGCGGCAGCUUCACGGCUCGGGUACAGGCGUACACCCGGAACGGGUACGGGCCCUACAGCGCCCCGGUGCCGAUCGUCAUGGACCCGGCGUACCCGGCCAGGGCGUAUUCGUCUACUUCCAACGGUGAGGCGUGGAUCAUCGUGCUGUUGGCGGCCCUGGUAGUGAUGUUGGCGUGCGUUAUUGUCACUGUCGUGUACUUGAAGCGGAAACAGAACGCCGGCAAACAGCUGGGCCACUUCAACGUGCCGGUGGUCAGUGGUGACCUGUCUCAACUGAGCAUGUUAAGCGCCGGCGGAAAGGAGGCGCUGUGGAUCGACCGCGGUUGGCGCAACGGGGAGAAGGAUCCCGAGUCCAAACUGUUGAACGGCAUCGGUAGGGAGACGCCUUGCGCAGACUACGCCGAGGUGGACACCCGGAACUUGUCGACGUUCUACAACCCGCGCAAAGACAUGACGUCCAACCCAACACCGUACGCCACAACUACUCUGGUGAAUCGUGACGAUUGCAAUGAAUCUACGCAUCUCUUCGGAGCCGCUAGCAGCUCUUCCGAAACCAAGACACUGAGCUCCAACGGUUCGUGCCAUGAACGGUGUCAUGAACAAGUGGCUGCACCUAACAACCAUUAUCUCGACGAAAACGUGGACUUCAACAAUCACAAGCGAAAACCGCCAAUCUACCCGAUUAAUCAAGCGCCGCCCCCGAAUUGGAACGAGUUCCUCCCACCGCCCCCUCAACACCCGCCGACCGAUUCUAUGCGAAAAACGUCUCAGUCCAACGGAGGCAGUCCACAAACAAGUCGUCGUAUGCACGCUGGAAGUUUCUCCAAACAGUCACACAUCCACUCCAGCAAGUCUUUGGCCGGUAGUUGCAACGGCUACACGCCCGCAUGGAUUUACACUGGCAACCAAAGCAAUGAACAUAGAUUCAACCCACCACCUUCCACACAACCACCUCCGGUACCGAACUCGUCUCAUCCAUCCAUGUGCAACGUGUCUUCGUGCCAGGGACUGGACCGGUCGUCCAACAAAUAUGGCGCGUCGCGGAACCGCAUGCACUCCGAUUACGAAUACGAGAGCGCAUCACUUUUGUACGGCCAUGUCAAUCAGCCAACGCAACAGCAACCGCAACCACCUCCGAUGUCGUGUAAUAAACGGACGCCUGACGAACAGCCACAGCAGUACAACACUUGCUGUUCCGAGGGGAAUAGCAUAGAUCGUUGUAUGCAGUCCACUCUACCGGGUCUCGCGUACAAACAUCAUUCCGAACAGUGGCAUCGAGACCGUGGUUGGUGUGACGAAGACGAUGACGACGAUGACGAUAGAGGGGUCGGUGGCGGUGGCGUCAAUGUCGCGGGAGCUGACGAUAAGGGUAGCUGCAGCAGCGGUUGCUCGUGCAGCGAAUCGUCUUGUUUGUACGCCGAGGCGACGGACGUACCGUGUCCAGUUGUACUCCAGACUUCUUCAUCGUCAACAGCUGUUGGCCGCAAAUGAUAAUGUCACUCCCGACGAAGUGUUGUCACUCCAGUACUAGCUCCCAUUUCGAAGACUGCGACGGUUCGUUGAAAACCGUCAGAAAAUCGUCAUAAGUCAAUUCGAUGUUUCACAUUC